GGUUGGUGUUGCCUCGUGGCGCUCGUGGCGUGUCGUGAGCUGUGAGCGGCGUCGAGACGGUUGAGCGCCGGCGUCUCAAUGAACGCGGCGCAAAAUGAAACGCGGCGCAGUACCGGCGCGUGCCGGGGCCGUACUAGAGGCACGUGAGCGGCCGCGGUGUCCCCGUAGCGCGAGUUAUGCGCAGGUCGUUAAUUAAUCUGGAAGAGUUUGUUGGGCCCACAGAUUCGUCGCGCGUGAGAAACAGAGCUCCCGUCACUGUAACGCUUCGUCCGUGUGACCGCGAGAAGACCCCGUACCGCGAGAUACCGGUCAGUCUGAUGGCAACGAGCUUGCGUUUGCUAAGUGCUAAGACACACUAGGAAGCACCAAGGCUGCAUGUGUUUCAGCAGCUGGCGCUGCUGUACGCCCUCUCAGACGACCUUGGCACGCAGGGCGGUACGCUAAUUGGCUAUACUGCCAGCCGCGGUGGCCUCGCUGAACGAAGGAGCGCCCCGUUGCCCCCGGAGAGCCGCUCUCAGCAGCUCUCAGGAACGUCGCCGCAGCGGCGCCCGCGCGUAUCGCGCGGCACCGAGCUGAGCCUUUGCCGGAAAGCAUCGCAGCUGCGGCGCCCGCGGAGAGGCUGGGAGAGCCGCUUCGCCCCGCAGCCUCUGCGGAAACGCCGCCGCGGAGAUGGACCGAGAAGACUCCAAGCUCAGCUCGAGCUCCGCCGAAGAGGCCAUCAGCUCGGACGAGGACGACCAAAAAACCACAGGAGACCGCGCCCCGGACGCCGCCGGCUUGAUACUCGCAACAGCAAGAGCCGCCGGCGCGCCCAUCACGCCCAAAGAUUUGGCCCAGCGCGCCAAGCACGCCGCGGAGCUCUUCGGGUUCGUCGAGGACUGGAGCGACCUCACGAAGACCCUCGCGGCCUGCGGCGCUCUGGCCCCGUUCACGCGACCUCCACCACAAACACAACCGCUGCCGCCGGCGAAGCAAGCUAGACUCGAGGAGGACGGCGCGAGAUUGUACCACGCUUCCAGGGUUGCCCCCUUCCACGCGCGGGCCUUCGAUUUAGCAAGAGACGGCCGCUUCGAGGAGCUGGAGGCGGCCUGCGGGUCUGCCGCGGCGACGACGCUCAAGGCGUGGUGCUUUCACAUGAGCCCCAAGUGGGCGACGCUGCGGAGAAAACGGUUGCGACGGUUGGACGCGCGAGGUCUGCGGACGGCGCGCGUGGCGCUCUUAGCGUGCCAGCCCGGUCUGGAACUCGACGAGGACCUGAGCGAGACGGAGCCGUCCUCUCCUCUUUCAAGAGCAGCGGCGCAGCUCGGCCUGGGACCGUGGGCCGCCCCCCCUCAAGCCUCCGCGGCCGAGGAGUGGCGCGAGGAAACUCGGAGAAGACGCGCCGGCGGCCUAUCUUCUGAUGGCGCGGCCUGCGACGGCGACGCUCGUGCCCGCGUUGCCCCGGCGCCGCCUUCGUUACUAAAGGCUUCGGGCUCCGCGCCGCGCCUCGCCGCGGCCGCGCGCGCCGUCGCGGCGUUGGCGCGAGCUAGGGCCAAGCUCGCGGCGGCGCGCGACCGCGACGCAAUGGCACGCACUGCGUUCAUCGACGCCGGCGCCGAGGACGCGAUCUCGCGGCCGCCCGGGUCGACGUAUCAGCGCCCUCCUCCACAAAAGAAGCGCCCCUCGUCGUCGUCCUCAAAGAAGAAGAAGAAGAAAGGUAGACUGGACCCGCCGCCGCCCCCUCCCACGGAAGACGACUUGGCCCUUCGUGCGAGAUUAGUGGAAGCCGCCGCCAAGCCGACGCCGCCGUCGGCCGAAUUGGCGGCAGCAGCACCGGCGCCCGCGGCCUCCGCCGGCGCGCCGGCGCCGCCCCCGGUGCAGCUCGAGAAAUUGGGCCCGGCGCCACGUUUACGGGAGGGCGACGACGCGUCGGCUCUGGCGACGCGGGCCUCGGCCGGCGACGCGCCCCUCUACCGACCCAGUCGACGACCGCCAGCGCCGGCCGACGCACGUAGGUUGCUCCACGACCUCGCGCCGGCGACGUUCGACGCCGGGCGCCGCGGCGCCAUGGCGCCGCCGCCCGGCGGCGCCGACGCCGACGCGGCGGCCUGGCGCCGCGUCUCGGCGCUCGUCGAGGGCGCGGCGGCCGUGGCGGCGGCGCGGCGCGUCGGCGGCGCGUGGUCGCCCGCGGCGUCGCCGCACGGCAACGCGGCGCUGUCGCCGCGCGGGCGCCGCGGCCACGCGCCGUCGCCGCCGCCGUUGAACCUGCCGGGCCUCGCGCUGCCCGCCGUGCCGCCGCAGAGCCCGCGCGACCUGCCGGCGCCCGACGCAGCGCGGUUAAAUGCCCCGUACGGCGGGCCGGGCGCCGGCGCCGGCAAGCGCGCCCGCGAGGCCGCGGCGGCCGCGCGCGCGCGCGGCGACCACGACGACGCGGCCGCCCUUUCUAGGAACGCGGUCGUCCUCGCCGAAAUGAAGCGCGACAUCGACGCAUUGCUCGCGGAGGCGCAGGUCGCGCCGCCGCCCCAAUGA
This is a messenger RNA of Pelagomonas calceolata, 2508 nucleotides long. Lineage: Eukaryota; Pelagophyceae; Pelagomonadales; Pelagomonadaceae. The record is from the annotation of a GenBank genome assembly.